This is a messenger RNA of Pyrenophora tritici-repentis Pt-1C-BFP, 582 nucleotides long. The record is from RefSeq and is a predicted model, not a curated record. Lineage: Eukaryota; Fungi; Ascomycota; Dothideomycetes; Pleosporales; Pleosporaceae.
AUGGCGUACCAUCACUCCCAGGGUGCUCAUGGGGCUUCCUGGUCACAAGAUAACGAUGGAAACCAGAGAGUGACAUCAUCCUCUCUGCCUCCAGUGAGUUCCAGUGGGGCCGAACAAGCAUUCGGAGCAACGUCUCCUUUGUCUGGCUUCCAGUCAUAUGGGCAAGGCUGGAACCAUGAGGCGGCUACGUAUUCCCAGCAGCCCAUUUCCUAUUAUCCGCACCCUGGUUAUCAACAGUCCGGUACAGCGGGCCAUAGUUUUCGCGGCCACAGUAGUUUCACUCCCAAUAGCGAUGCUGUAGCGGGUUCGCAGGAAAAUCUGGCGGGUAACUACACGCCAUCGCCAACCUAUCCCAACACCAAUUAUUAUGGUCCUCCCCAGACAGGUAGCUACCCGUCGGCUCCAGGAUACACUCCCCUUCAACCGCCUCGUCUGAAUACCUCAAUCGCUCCUGCCAUGACACCUUUCUCAAACUUUCCCAUUCACUUCCCCAACAGCGAGCGCUUCCGCUUCGCCUCCAAGUACCAUCCAUACAUCAUCGGCCGUUUCGCCUGGAGGAUCUCAGACCGACAACGAUUAUAG